Molecule: messenger RNA, 1475 nt
Organism: Calliphora vicina (urban bluebottle blowfly)
Lineage: Eukaryota; Metazoa; Arthropoda; Insecta; Diptera; Calliphoridae
Product: gram-negative bacteria-binding protein 3-like
Exons: 1
Coding region: 21-1475 (484 amino acids)
Biological process (GO): carbohydrate metabolic process
Molecular function (GO): hydrolase activity, hydrolyzing O-glycosyl compounds; carbohydrate binding
Source: RefSeq, a predicted model, not a curated record
CUGAAUCAACAAAGUUUACAAUGGUGAGACCGGGAAAUUGUGUGCUUUUAUUUGUAAUUUUAUUAAGUGUGAUACCAUGUUACUGGACAUAUGUCGUGCCCAAAGCCGAAAUUGUGGUCUUCUAUCCCAAAGGUUUUCAGGUGUCUAUACCACACGAGAAGGGCAUAACUCUGUUUGCGUUUCACGGCAAAUUAAAUGAAGAAAUGGAGGGUUUGGAGGCUGGCACAUGGGCUCAUGAUAUCCUUAAGCAUAACCAUGGACGUUGGACAUUUCGUGAUCGCAGUACCAAGUUAAAAUUGGGUGAUACUUUGUAUUACUGGACCUAUGUCAUAUACAAGGGUUUGGGCUAUCGUGAAGACGAUGGUGUCUAUGUAGUGCGACAGUAUUUUAAUGUCACCGAUAUUGCUGUUAUGGAUGGACCAACAGUGACCACAACAACUGCCAUGCCUAAUCCUAAUUGUUUGCCCACUGUAACUAGGGUAAAUGGUGCGCCAGUACGCUGUAGUGGCCAAAUUAUAUUUGAAGACAAAUUUAAAGGUCUCAGUUUGGAUUCGAGCAAAUGGACUGUGGAGAGACGUAUACCCCAGCAACCUGACUAUGAAUUCAAUAUGUAUCUUAAUGAUGUGGCAGAGGUUUUACAAGUUCACAAGGGAAAACUAAUCAUAACACCCAAACCCACUAUUCAACAUUAUCGUAAAGAAGUUUAUAAUACAUCAUUUUCAUUAGGUUCUAGUUGUACGGGUAAAGUGGAUAGUGACGAGUGUGUAUUUCAACCUAGACCUCAUAAUAAGUUAAACCCUUUAAUAACAGCACAAAUUAAAACAAAAGAUAAGUUUUCUUUUAAAUAUGGCAAAGUAGCAAUAAAAGCUAAAGUGCCCUCUGCCAUGUGGGUGUAUCCGCAAUUAUGGCUAGAGCCCUCAAAGCUGAUCUAUGGAGGCAAUCUGUAUCAUUCGGGUCAAAUGCGUGUGGCUCAUACAAUUGUCAAUGUAGACGAGAUAGUGCUGCAAGGUGGUUUGAUUUUAAAUUCCAAUGAACCCUGGCGUUCUGUGAAAAUGUGUCAACAUCAUCAAACAAAACUCCAUUUGUCGCAAGACUUUCACUUGUACGAAUUAACCUGGACACCCGAUGUAAUAGCCAUAGCUGUGGAUGGUGAAGAAUAUUGUCGCUUGGAGAUGAAAGAAGAAGCUCAAGCUUUUAAAAAUCUUGCAAUAUCAGAUGAGUUUUUGCCAAAUCGGGAGCUUUUGAAGGAAGGUUCCAAUUGGGCACCCUUCGAUCAGGAAUUCUACUUGACUGUGGGCUGUGGCAUAGGUGGUAAUAAUGACUUCAAGGACGAGAUCGAAUGGAAAGAACCAAAACCUUGGACCAACACCGAUCCACGUUCUAAGAAUAAGUUUUGGAAAGAAUAUGGCAGCAAUUUAAAUUGGCUGAAUAAUGGCCAUUUUAAAGUGGAGUUUGUUAAAGUUUAUUCAGUGUGA